This is a messenger RNA of Folsomia candida, 3300 nucleotides long. RefSeq lists its product as uncharacterized. Gene Ontology annotation, molecular function: structural constituent of chitin-based larval cuticle. The transcript is spliced from 7 exons. Lineage: Eukaryota; Metazoa; Arthropoda; Collembola; Entomobryomorpha; Isotomidae. Bases 132 to 2786 code for a protein of 884 amino acids. The record is from RefSeq and is a predicted model, not a curated record. Gene Ontology annotation, cellular component: chitin-based extracellular matrix.
UUUCAUUUUAAUAAUCGCGUGAUUACUUGCGCUUUUCGUUAGAGGUUUAGUCAAUCGGAGCCUUUCCGAUUGUGAACAUCGUUUUACAUGGUUUGUAAAACAAUCAACGACUCUGUUUUAAGUUUCCAAUAAUGAGGUCACUCGUGAUUUUGAUGGGCGUGGUUGUAGCAUUGGUGAAUUCACAAAAUGCUACAGAAACAAAUAGUGAUGCUCCAGCAUCAAACUCUUCGACGCGACUUCCUCGAGGCACCGUUUAUCAAAUCCGUCCCGUAAAUUUUGACGAUACCUCGGACUCGAAUCCAUUCACCGCGUUGGAUUCGAUUGCUGGGAUUGAUUUGGCAAAAUUGAAAUCUAGAGCGAUCGAUGAUAAGCCGAGUCAACAAGACAGCUCUUAUCCGUCCCCUUCCUCCUCCAGUGUCAGAGUGAUCAAUCUGAAAGACUCUGACGCCGUGGAAGCCGUGGAUAUUCCAAAAUUUCUUUUAUCAGCCUCCUCUGGUCCCGUUGGUCGCAGAGAGUUUUCCAACGACGACCAAGAGGAAGAAGGAGCAGAUCUUGGUAAGAGGGAACCAAAAUCGUCGCCAUCUCAACCUGUCCCGAUUCACAGUGAGGAUGGGGCCGAGGAGCCUUGGGAUGCUUCAUAUGCGUUCGGAUAUACUCUAGAGGAUCAAGCGAGACAUGAAGUUUCCGAUCCGGAUGGAAAUAUUCGUGGGUAUUAUCAGUACGUCGAUGAUGAAGGUUACGUUCGAAAAGUGGUUUACACUGCCGGCGCUGGGAAAGGCUUUGUCGUUCUGAACAAGGAGAAGGUAAAAGGACCACGUCCCUAUCCCCCAAAGAAGACCAACCACCACCACCACAGCAAACCCGGCAAUGCUCCUCCAGGCUAUGAUCCGAGACCUUCUUCGUCCCGACCUCCCGGUCCAAGGCCGAACAGACCUCGACCGAAUUAUCCGCAGUCAUCUGACCCGGACUUUGAUUUCCCAGAAUCUCCAAAAGCACCUCCACAAGGACCAUCCUCAUCCCCACCACGACCAGGCUGGUCGAGUCCUUCGCCACCGUCGCCCCCGUCUCCACCUCGAUUAGGUUGGACGAGUGGAAAAGAGGGUGGUAGCCGGAGACCAAUUUAUGUCGUUAAGAUUCGCAAACCACAGCAUAAACAUGGCGAAGAAGAGGACGACGGACCUCCCGGAGGAUAUUUUACCAACAAGGGCGGCGACUCAAGUGAGGAUAGUGGUCAAUGGGAUGGAGACGUUGGAUACGGUCCAGUUUACAAGUACCGUGGAGGAAAGAAAGGUCACGUCUCGGGACAACCGCGACCUGAUGGUUCGUACACUUUUGGAUAUGAAACCGAGACGGCAAACCGAUUAGAGAAAUCUGAUAAUUUUGGAAACGUUCGAGGAUCAUAUUCUUACAUCGACAAUGAAGGCGUCAAACGAACCGUUCACUACAUCGCCGGUGCCACGACAGGUUUCCAAGUGUUGGGAAGUUCUCCGUCGUCAUCUCGCAGCGUGAGAAUCGAAGCACCCCCUGGUUUUGUGGUUACGCGACGAAAUGCCCCACCAAGUUCUGCCUCAACAGUUGCCCCCAGUCUGUCCACGGCAGAGUCGGAAUACCCCGGGUUUCCUCCCAACGUCAUCGUCUAUCACAUCCAGGCCGACGCCAACUCACUCAAUCUAAGCCCCUGGUGGGAUGCUUUCGGGUAUUCAAAGCGACCCCGAAAAAUGCGUAGGAUUAUGCGAGUGCAUAGAAAAAAGCCGAGAAACUUCCGUAAAAAUGAAGAAGACGAAGAAGACGAGCAACAACAAGGGUUGGAUAAAGAAACGCAAAUUCAACAGGGUCCAAUAAGUGACAUUAAAUUUGAGGAUGAUAACGGUAGCACGUCGUCUACCCCUCAAACGCCCACAAGAGAAAGAGCACUACCCCCCACCGACAAUUUGGACAAUGCUGUCCCACUUUCUGACGAACUUUCCCCUUCAUCCGUCGACACGUCUUCCCCACGCCCCAUGUACCUGAUCCGAACUCGAUCUGAUAACGACCGACCUCGUCCAUUUCGUCACUCGACUAAGGUCAACUUGGAUAACAAUUUCGACAUGAAGACUUUCUUCGUUCGAGCGAGACGCCCCUCACAUCGGGCAUACACGAAAAACUUCUUUGGUCCCGAGUCCGACCCCUCCUCGGGAUCCUCUUCAGGUGAAGAAAGGGACCACAACGACCCAAUUUUACUGGGCCCGUCACAUUCGUCACUGCGAGCACGACGACGUCUCCCAGUACCAAAUCCCAUCCUCCUAAAACCUUCCUCAUCCAGGGUUUCGGUUAGAAGUAGGGGAGCUCGACUUGAUGUCGCAGAAUCGAAUGCGUACCCAGUCGUGUCCACUCCUCCGUCGGGUGACGAGGUCCAAGUCCCACCCACUCCGAAUCCGGUUGAGCUCUUUGCCGCAGGAAAUUUAGAGACGGGUGACGCUUCCUCGAGAGAAGUGAGUACCAGCAAAAGUAUGCAACUCAGCAUUAGUUCGAGCACUACUCGAAUUCCGGUAUCCUCAGAAACUCCGUCACCAGUCACUCCUCCUCCUACCCCACCAUCAUCCACAUCAUCUGAACCACCCACCACUCCCGCACCAGCAUCGACCCCAAGUCCACGCGAAAAUACCUUGACCCUUACCGACAAGGAGUUUGAGCAUACCGGAAUUGGUGGAGGAAUUAUGAGCAGCAGUACCAGGUUAAUGCAGAGAUUGGGCGUGCAGCAACCAAAUUUAGGAGGAACUGCUGCCCCACCAGAUAAUCAAAACUAAUUAACAAAUUCUUGCAAUUUUUAAAUAUUUUUUUACUUCUUUUGUGAUAUACAUUGCAUGUAAAAUAGUUGUACUUGAGUUUUUACAAAGAUUAUGUAUGCUAAUAAUUUAUUUGCUGUUAAUUAAUGAUGGCAUGCUUUAAGGCCUUCCUAUUUAUAAGAUUAACUGUAUCGGUCUGUAUUUAUUUUCUAAUCCAUUACACAAGGGACAUGGGACACGUAUGUACAUAUUUUGUUAGCCUUCUCGCUUUGGUGACCUACCCAGGACUGAAGGCAACUUUAAGGAAAUGCUUAUGUAAGUACGAUGGGAUGAUUGGUAUUACUUACUUAAUUGCACGGGCACAACAGAGGUGAUGGGUUUUCUUUAUAAAAUAUUCCCAUAAAGCUUCAUACAUAAUAUUUAUGCAAAACUACUAAAUAUUUAGAUGAAACAAUUCAUAAAUGUGUAAAAUGUUCAAGUGCAAUAAUAAAGUAAAUGGUGUGUGUACCUAUGCAUUAACCAAGAAACAAUUGAA